Chaetomium fimeti is the source of this 2514-nucleotide messenger RNA. RefSeq lists its product as uncharacterized. Gene Ontology annotation, molecular function: ATP binding; protein serine/threonine kinase activity. Lineage: Eukaryota; Fungi; Ascomycota; Sordariomycetes; Sordariales; Chaetomiaceae. The record is from RefSeq and is a predicted model, not a curated record. The coding region runs from base 1 to 2514 and encodes 837 amino acids. The transcript is spliced from 2 exons. Gene Ontology annotation, biological process: peptidyl-serine phosphorylation.
AUGGACAGGCGCGUGCGUGAUUCCAACACGGCUUUCAACCACCCGGACCCACGAACCAGUGCCCCCGACUUUCUGCACCACUACCUGAGCAACCCGCCUUCUCCCUCGUUCCCCAUGAGCCCACCGGAAGACUGGCCUGACCCACCAGAGGACCUCGAGACCAUCGACGCUGAUAUGGAUUCGGUCCACGAUGACUUCCUUCACGACAUCGACGCCCUCUCCAGGAUAGACGUUCAAUCCCUGACCACCUCGCAGUACGACGCCCUCAUCGAGAGCGAGCUGGAGCGCAAAUGGAUCCUCAACCUGUCCAUGUACUUCCGGGAUAAGUCCAAGAGGGAAAAGUUCUUCGUCACCUUCCGUCAACAUGAACACAACUGGCGACGCGUCACCGUCUCGCUUGACUACCGUAAUGCUCCCGAGAGCUCCCUGGAGGCUGACCUCGCUGGCACUCAAUACCAGCGGGACAAGAGCGCAAAGAUCUACGAGGCUAUCCGCGACAGCCUCGCCGAGAUUGACUUCUACGGCACCGUCACCAACCUGAAACUGGAAACAAAAGAAGGGAGAUUGCAUGUUCAUGUCGUCGAGGAUGUCAAUGAAAUCAUCAGCUACCCCCCAGUCCGUAUGAUUGAACACAUGAACUGCAAGAGGGUCAAGGAGCGCGAGAUCCACUUUGACUCACACCUGUCGGGAUUUGUUUACCGGGUCCAAGUUCAUGGGAGGCUGCUGAUCAAGAAGGAGAUUCCGGGCCCGGACACCGUCGACGAGUUUCUCUACGAAAUCAACGCGCUACACCAGCUGUGUCCCGCCAAGAAUGUGAUCGAGUUCUACGGAAUUGUCGUUGACGAUCGGGAAGAGCACGUCACAGGCCUCCUCAUCAGCUAUGCCUCUCGGGGUGCCCUGAUCGAUGUCAUAUUCGACAACGACCAUUCUUUGCCCUGGCCCACACGAGAGAAAUGGGCCCGCCAGAUCGUCGGCGGCUUGUCCGAGAUCCAUGAAGCCGGUUUUGUCCAAGGCGAUUUUACCCUAUCCAACAUUGUCAUCGACGAGAAGUACGAUGCAAAGAUCAUCGACAUCAACCGACGGGGCUGCCCGAUUGGAUGGGAGCCGCCGGAAGCGACACCUUUGGUCGAGAGCAACCAGCGAAUUUCCAUGUACAUCGGCGUGAAGUCCGAUCUCUAUCAACUCGGCAUGGUCCUCUGGGCUUUGGGGACACAGGAAGAUGAUCCUGAUGCAUAUGGUCGUCCUUUGAAGCUCGGCCCAGAGGUACAGGUGCCAGCGUGGUACAGACGUAUCGUGGACGUUUGCCUAAGUACUGAGCCCAGGGACCGCGUCCAGGCCAUCCAGCUUUUGUCGUGGUUCCCGGAGCCGGAAGAGGAAAGCCAGUAUCGCGGGCUCAACGGGUCCGCCAUGUCACUAAAUGGCGACGGAAAUUCCCGCCAGGACUACUUGUCGCCUUCUGGAAUCCCUCGAAUCAAGGCUGUUCACCCGCAGAACGAUUGGGCCUUUGUGGGUUGGAGCAACCAUAACCCGGCGGACGACCCGUUCUAUUAUCCGAGUAGGGGUAGAUCUCCGCCAUCGCCGAUGCCGAGCAACCAAGGAGACUAUGACCCUGCACGAUUUGGACAUCAGAUAUACACUUGGUCGGACGGUUACAACCGUGCGCCCACCGUGCCGUCUGUUAGCGACGUUCUCGCCAGGGAGUCACAGGGGAAAUCGAUGUCGGGGGUGCAGGGCAGCGAGGAGACGUUGGAAACAUAUGCGGAUGGUCCUUACCGAUUCCGGGGUGCUGUGACGGAAACAAGCAAGGAUGACGAAGCCUUUGCGCAACGAGGACGCUCAACGCCGAGGAAACACCAUGAUGGGGAGGCGGAACUGGCGGCGUAUGACGGUCGGGGUUCGACUUUGACGUCAACACAGAACCCAUCGCCUCUACCCCGGAGUUUUGGAGAGGAAGGACAUGCUGCGGGAGAAGCGGAAGGGAAACAGGCCCAGGUGCACACAAAACCCGGAUCACAGGCCGAUAGCGGAAAGGAUCUCACAGAGCCGGCGAGCACCCCGCGGGAACAUCGAGGAUGUUUUACCGGUAAUAGGCAACGGUCCGUUUCUCGCGGUAGGAGCGGUAAAACAUCGACCGAGUCGGCAUCACGACAGAACGCCCAGAAAGGAACAACCAUCACGACAGCCACCGAGAAGUCAACACACGGCCUUCCUCUCGGUGCCAAUAGUCGCAACUAUGACAACGAGUCCCGAACUGACAAGGAUGGACGUCCCCACGGCCACGAAAACGAACUCGGUGCAAAACCCCAGUCACCCGCGCCAGGCUUACCCCCGGUUUCGCAGACGAAAUUUGAGCGGGCAAACGACGACCUGAAGGGUGUGGGCUCAGCUUUGGGCCCUAUCAAUAUCGACGGUUGCGACAAGAAUCGACAGCGUGAGCUUAACAUUGACGAGGAUCUAGGUUCCGAGCUUGAUAAGGGCCUCGGGGAGAUCCAAGCUACCAGUGACAGAAAAUGA